AUGUCGGCGUCCUCAGGUCCCGCGGGUCCCGCUGACCAGGUAUGCGAUCUUUGCGGAAUGACAUUCACUCCACGAGCUCUGCGUGAGCACCUAGAGACAGGUCACUUGGGUCUUAAAUGUUACUUCCCAGGAUCAGACACAGUUCUCUUCGUAGAAGAUGAUCUUGUAAUGGUCGAAGAGUUGCUUCGCUGCAACGAAGAUAGAGGUGGUGGAUUCAGGGAUGGUGAAUUUUGGUGUCACUGGCCAAACUGCAAUGCAUUCAACCAGCCUCAUGGGUACAAGUACCCGUACAACUUAAAGCGUCAUCUUCGCGUGAAGCAGAAAAGUAUUUAUCUGUACAGCCUCAGUAUUCAGCCUGCAGGUCCUGCUGUAGUCCCCAACCCCCAGCCCGCCCCGCCCGAUUAUCAUGUGCCUGAUCAAGCCACAAUCGACGAAGCGAUCCUUCAGGCACGCCUAGCAUUGGCACGACGAGAGGCCAAGUACGAGAGCUUUCGAACCAUUGUCAUCGCUCACAACGCCGUCGAACCCCUGGCCCCGGAUCAACGUACGCAGCUCCGCGCAGGCAUGAAGGAAGUGGACGAUGCCUUCGACGAAACCUUCAAUGCGAUCUACGACAUUGUUGGCGAGGGCCCCGACGGCAGCCUCAUAGAGCUUUGGACCACCUAUGCAGAUGUGACUCGAGAUAUAGAGAUGUUUUUGAAGUUUUGGCUCAACCACUUCCUCAUGCUCAAGGAUCAACUGGUGGAGUGGGGUAACUUCAUUCGUCUACACGGCGAGUUCCACGAGGUUGUUAACAAGAUCCUUGACGCGGUCGGGGAACUGCCUUCAUGGCACCGGCCUGUCAAGGCCGAGGAGGCUGAUAUUAAGGCCGAGGAGACGGCCGAGGAGACUCAGAUUAAGUCUGAGGUGAAGACCGAACAGCCUGAUACUGAGUAA
Molecule: messenger RNA, 936 nt
Organism: Daldinia childiae
Lineage: Eukaryota; Fungi; Ascomycota; Sordariomycetes; Xylariales; Hypoxylaceae
Exons: 1
Coding region: 1-936 (311 amino acids)
Source: RefSeq, a predicted model, not a curated record